Molecule: messenger RNA, 1245 nt
Organism: Aspergillus terreus NIH2624
Lineage: Eukaryota; Fungi; Ascomycota; Eurotiomycetes; Eurotiales; Aspergillaceae
Product: F-box protein
Exons: 2
Coding region: 1-1245 (414 amino acids)
Molecular function (GO): protein binding
Source: RefSeq, a predicted model, not a curated record
AUGUCGCUUCCUAUUGGGCACAAGAGUAAUCCCGAGUCCGGGUACGAUGGACUUUAUGCGGACAUUCAGGAAGCCUUUAUUUUCCAUGCGGUUUGUUGGGAUGAGCUUUGUGGCUUUUUUGGCCCUGCAGGACCUGAUCUUAAACGGCUCUAUGCGGCUUGUAUACAUGACGAUUAUACUCCACGCCGAUUCCCGUUCUCCGUUGAUGGGAUACUUCUGCUCACUUCAUCGCCACCAAGGCCCUCGAUGCGGCGGAUCUGGAAACUUCGCAGCCAGUGUCCUAACCGUGCGGAAUCCAGCUGGGUUCAGACGACCCAUCUCAAACUCCUCGCACUACGAUAUAUACUCGAGCUCAAACAUCAGGGAAGAUGCAAAGGACGAUGCACGCGCAUUCUGCGUCUUUCGUACACCCAGUUUCCUCCGCCCGACUCUUCCGGAUGUCCAGACAUCUUCAGCCGGCUACCCGUCGAGAUACGCGGGGAGAUCGCACGCUACCUGUCCACGACCGACUUCUUCGCCCUCCGACUGGCGUCCCGUAAUAUGGCCUGUCUCUUCGAGGACCAGAAUUUCUGGAAAAGCCGGUUCUUCCAGACAGAUGAGCGGCCCGGCGUCGACCUCAUCUUCCGGCAACAGGGCAUCAGCACACGGGGCCCAAUCGACUGGCGCGCGCUCUACCGAUACCGCCCGUGCCAUGUCGAACAUCUGCAGAGAGCGGCGUACGGCCAGAUGAAGCGGUGGCAGAACAACACAUGGCUGAGAGAGAGAACGCUGUCAGCUCCCGGCCACCUGCCGUCCCUGCGGGACUUCAUGGCCGGGAAGUGCGACGCGUCGGCCAACUGUCCAUAUAAAUGUCGCAACACUCUCUCCCGGGAAUCGGUUAUGCUCCCGCAGCACGAUGUAGAGGUCGCCGUCUGGGUCAGCGGGGAUGACGUCGGCGAGCGCACGUAUGUGGCUGGCCUGGCGAUCUCGUCGCCGGACCAGCCUACCACCUACGUGGGGUAUCGUCUGGCCCAGGAGCCGGUCCGACUCCGAGUGCCGACCUUGCAGUGGAUCAAUGUCGCGUCGCACGAUGAUGACUCUGGGAUUGCUGGGAUCGCCAUCGCUAAUACGGAGCCUACGGAACCCUGGAGUGAGUUGACCUGGGCUGGUCAGCAUGAGGGGAUGACGGUUGUCACGCACGCGACGGUCAGCCGCUAUCUUGUUGUUCAUUGUCUGGUAGGUGAGGCGUCGCUUUGGUGUGCAUGA